Molecule: messenger RNA, 3882 nt
Organism: Cuculus canorus (common cuckoo)
Lineage: Eukaryota; Metazoa; Chordata; Aves; Cuculiformes; Cuculidae
Gene: XPNPEP1
Product: X-prolyl aminopeptidase 1
Exons: 20
Coding region: 1847-3718 (623 amino acids)
Molecular function (GO): metalloaminopeptidase activity
Source: RefSeq, a predicted model, not a curated record
UUCCUGGCAAUGCAAACUUAGGGGCUCAUUUCAAUCGAGUUUAUUUAUAAAGAGAAAACAACGAGGAAAUUAUCAGAAGGACGAGUAUAUUCAAAGCAAACAGGACAUAAUUGAGAGCAGCACUGCAGAGAAGGGCUUAGGGGUGCUGGUCGAUGAGAAGCUCGACAUGAGCCAACAAUGUGCUCUUUGCAGCCCGUAAGGCCACCGUGUUCUGGGCCGCAUCAAAAGAAGCGUGGCCAGCAGAGCGAGGGAGGGGAUUCUGCCCCUCUAUUCCUCUCUUGUGAGACCUCAUCUGGAGUAUUGUGUCCAGUUCUGGAAUCCUCAACAUAAGAAGGAUAUGGAGCUGUUGGAAUGGGUCCAGAGGAGGGCUACAAAGAUGAUCAGAGGGCUGGAGCACCUCCCGUACGAGGACAGGCUGAGAGAAUUGGGGUUGUUCAGCCUGGGGAAGGCUCAGAGGAGAUUUUAUAGUGACCUUCCAGUACCUGAAAGGGACCACAAGAAAGCUGGGGCAGGACUGUUCACAAAGGCUUGUAGUGAUAGGACUAGAGGCAGCUGGAGAGGGGCAGAUUUAGACUAGACAUAAGGAAGACUUUUCACCAUGAGAGUGGUGAUGUACUAGAAUAAGUUGCCCAGGGAAGUGGUGGAUGCCCCAUCCCUGGAGUGUUCAAGGCCAGGUUGGAUGGGGCCUUGGGCAGCCUGAUCCAGUGGGACAUAUCCCUGCUCAUGGCAGGAGUGUUGACACUAGGUGAUCUUUAAGGUCCCUUCCAACCCAAACUAUUCUAUGAUCCUAUGAUAAUCAAUUUGAACAAAUUUAUUCAUAAAAGAGAAAACAAUGAGGAAAUUAUCAGAAGGAUGAGUGUAUCCCAAGCAAACAAGUCAUAAUUAACUUGAACACAUUUAUUCAUAAAAGAGAAAAUUAUGAGGAAAUUAUCAGAAGGACGAGUGUAUCCGAAGCAAACAGGACAUAAACGCUCGGUGGUCUAACACAGCAGCCACAGGCAGACCCAGAUGUAGCCUGACCUCUUGGCCUCCCCUCCCUUCCCUGCUGUGUCACUGACGUAUGCCCUGACACCACAGGCCUCUUGGCCCUAACCCUCGUCAUUGCUGGCGCCUGGGGUUGCAGCAGCCCAUUGCUCUGUGUGCAUGUGGGAGGUAGGAGGAGGUGUGUGCUUCCUCCAGCAGGAUUUUUGCCGUCGCUUUUUGCCCUGUGUGCCUGAUAGAGAUGCUGUCCAGGCAGGAUCUGGCCUGGGCUCUUGGAGAACUGUCUCCUGUGAUUUGAGUGAGGUGUAGAUAGAAUCAUAGAAUGGUUUGGGUUGGAAGGGACCUUAAAGAUCAUCUAGUUCCAACGCAGCUGCCAUGAUAUGGGAGAAUAUGUAUGUCUAGACAGUGACAGGUUUUGGGAUCCCGCUCUGACUGCCAUCAUGCUGCAGUGAUAUUUGCAUGUUAAUUCUGCUUGUCUUAGUUUCCUCAUCUGUAAAAUGAGGAGUAGCCUCCAACAGAAUGAUUGUGAAAACAAGUUGGCAUAAAACAGCACACUCUCGCAAGACUUAAUCGUAAGUCUUGACUAGCAAAUGCCUGGCCCUUGAGGUUCCCUGCUACCCCAUAGUUCACCCUCAGUGUGUCUGUAAUCUCACCAGUGGAACGUACAGUUAAUGCAUUUUCAGCUCUUUGCUGGGGGGUGAGAGUGUUUUAUGGGGGGCAAAGUUUGUUAGCCACUUCAGUUUUGCCCUUUGAUUUCUCAGGCACAGUGGAGCUUAUGAAGGCCAAGCAAAGAGCUGAAUUGUAUUUUGUGUGAGCAGAGGCAAGAGGCAUCCAGACGUGAGGAACUACAAAGGCAGGUGGGAAGAUGAGUCCGAAAAUUACAACAGAGCUGCUGAAGCAACUGCGGCAGGUGAUGAAGAGUCCCAAGUAUGUCCAGGAGCCUGUCCAAGCCUACAUAGUGCCAUCUGGAGAUGCCCAUCAGAGUGAGUACAUUGCACCCUGUGAUUGCAGACGGGCGUUCAUUUCUGGAUUUGAUGGCUCUGCAGGUACUGCCAUAGUAACUGAACAGCAUGCAGCAAUGUGGACAGAUGGGCGCUACUUUCUGCAAGCUGCACAUCAAAUGGAUAACAACUGGACGCUUAUGAAACUGGGUCUGAAAGAUACCCCAACUCAGGAGGAUUGGCUAGUGAGUGUCCUCCCAGAAGGCUCGAAGGUGGGAGUGGACCCUUUCAUUAUUCCAGCUGACCAGUGGAAGAGGAUGUCCAAAGCCUUGAGAAGUGCUGGCCACGACCUUGUGCCUGUCAAAGAAAACCUGAUCGAUACAAUCUGGACAGACCGUCCUCAGCGCCCCUGCAAGCCUCUCAUCACACUCGACCUGAGUUACACAGGAGUCACCUGGAGAGACAAAAUUGUAGCCCUCCGUUCAAAAAUGGCUGAGAGGAAAGUCCCAUGGUUUGUGGUAACGGCCUUGGAUGAAGUAGCAUGGCUUUUCAACCUCCGAGGCUCUGAUGUUGAGUACAAUCCCGUGUUUUUUGCAUACGCCGUCAUAGGAAUGAACACAAUCAGGCUCUUCAUCGAUGGUGACCGGAUGAUGGACCCAGCUGUAAGAGAGCACUUACAGCUUGACUCCACUCUGGAACCUGAGUUUAAAAUCCAGGUGAUGCCCUACGGAUCUAUCCUGUCAGAGCUGCAGGCUGUUGGCGCAAGCCUCUCACCCAAGGAGAAAGUGUGGAUCAGUGAUAAAGCCAGCUAUGCUCUAACUGAGGCCGUUCCCAAGGCUUACCGAUACCUCACCCCAUAUACCCCCAUCUGCAUUGCAAAAGCUGUGAAGAAUGCAUCAGAAACAGAAGGCAUGAGAAGAGCACAUAUUAAAGAUGCUGUUGCCCUAUGUGAACUCUUCAACUGGCUGGAGAAAGAGGUUCCAAAGGGAACAGUGACAGAAAUAAUUGCUGCAGACAAAGCAGAGGAGUUUCGCAGCCAGCAGAAAGACUUCGUUGAAUUGAGUUUUGCUACCAUAUCAAGCACUGGUCCAAACGGAGCCAUCAUUCACUACAAGCCAGUUCCCGAGACCAACAGAACACUGUCUGUGAAUGAGAUCUACCUCCUGGACUCAGGAGCACAGUACAGAGAUGGUACAACAGAUGUGACCAGGACAAUGCAUUUUGGCACGCCAUCAGCCUAUGAAAAGGAAUGCUUCACGUAUGUCCUGAAGGGACAUAUAGCUGUGAGUGCAGCCAUCUUUCCAAAUGGAACCAAAGGUCACCUUCUAGAUUCCUUUGCCCGCUCUGCCUUGUGGGACUGUGGUUUGGAUUACCUGCAUGGGACUGGACAUGGAGUUGGCUCUUUCCUGAAUGUGCAUGAGGGUCCUUGUGGCAUUAGCUACAAAACCUUUGCAGACGAGCCGUUGGAGGCUGGCAUGAUUGUCUCUGAUGAGCCUGGGUAUUAUGAAGACGGGUCCUUUGGGAUCCGAAUUGAAAAUGUUGUCCUUGUGAUCCCUGCUGAAACCAAGUACAAUUUCAAAAACAGAGGGAGCCUGACUUUUGAACCCUUAACCCUGGUUCCAAUCCAGACAAAAAUGAUUGAUGUUAAUUUGCUGACGCAAAAAGAGUGUAACUGGGUGAAUGACUACCAUCAGAAGUGCAGGGAAGUAAUUGGAGCAGAAUUGGAGAGACAAGGACGGCAUGAAGCUCUUCAGUGGCUCAUCCGAGAGACAGAGCCUCUCAUCAGAGUUCAGUAGCACCACCAUUGUCUGCACUGUGAAAAACAUCAGGACUGCUUGGAGUCACAGUAAUCUACGUCUUCACCCUUGAUACCACUGGGAGAACGUUCUUUAAUAAACCUUUGGAAAGCGGGAGGGGAUUUCAUGUAGUGUUUCUCUCCCUGCACCUGAGUGGGUGAUGC